Culicoides brevitarsis is the source of this 1631-nucleotide messenger RNA. Its product is annotated as interleukin-1 receptor-associated kinase 4-like. Gene Ontology annotation, molecular function: ATP binding; protein kinase activity. The transcript is spliced from 2 exons. Gene Ontology annotation, cellular component: plasma membrane. The record is from RefSeq and is a predicted model, not a curated record. Gene Ontology annotation, biological process: protein phosphorylation. Lineage: Eukaryota; Metazoa; Arthropoda; Insecta; Diptera; Ceratopogonidae. Bases 39 to 1511 code for a protein of 490 amino acids.
AUUUUUUAUUUUUAAAUAUUUAAAUUUUAGUCUCCAAAAUGGAAUUAGAAAAAUUAUCAAUAAAUAACCCCACAAAGCCCGUUGACGAGAUGCUAAAAACUGAAAUCCGCUUACUGGCUGCCGAAAUAAAACAUCAAAUUGCCCGAAAACUGGAAAAUCGGAACAACUUUGAGGAAUUCAUGCUGGCACUGCCAAAAAAUCUCAGCGAUUUUCUCAGUAAAAAAUUCGAAACAAACGAAUACGAGCGAAAGUACAACAUUGAACAGGUGCAAGCGAUCCAAAAUGCCAGUGAAUACCAGAGAAGACGACGACUGAACAUGGAAAUUUUAUUGGAUGAAUGGGGAACUUCGGGUCGCCAACGACCUUGCGUAGUGCAUUUAUUAGCGGCUUUGGAUAAAGUUAAUUUACGAAAUGCCUCAAAUAUUCUGAGAACUUAUGUCGGAGUUAAUGAGAAAAUCGAUGCCACCGUUGAAUUUUCCUCGGAUUUGAAUGAACCACAGAUUUAUGAGGAAUCACGGGAUGAUGACCUUGAACUCAAAGUAAUGCUUGAACUAAAAAACAAAAAUAAUCCAACGAAUGAGGAAGGAACUUUAAAAAGACUGAAUAUUUUGGAAGAGGUGCGUUCCUUAAAUAUCAAGGAGUUCAAUUAUUCCGAAAUUAAAGAAAAAACCAACAAUUUUAAUAAGCAACGAUAUGAAGACGUCACAAGUCCCGGCAGAUUUUUGGGGUCCGGAGGUUUUGGAAAAGUAUUUUUAGCUACAAAUCUAGUCGAAAACAUUCCUUUUGUGGCUGUCAAAGUAAUGGCAAAAGUUAAUGACAAAGAGUACAAACAUUUUUGUCGAGAAUUGAAGAUCAUCUCGGAGCUUCAGCAUGAAAACAUCUUAAAACUUCUCGGAUAUUCGCUGGAAAAUGAAGCUUGUCUAAUUUACGAGUAUGCCUGCAAUGGUUCCUUAAGUGCUCUUUUAGAAAAAGCUCGAGGUGACGAAAGUGUCUACGAAUUUCGCGAUCGCGUGAGAAAUUUAUGGGAAAUAUCAAAAGCACUAAUUUAUCUUCACAAUGAAAAAGGUCUUGUUCAUCGCGAUGUGAAGCCGGAAAAUAUUCUUUUAGACGGAAAAACGGCAAAAUUAUGCGAUUUUGGAUUAGUUAAGCCGUUGGUCAAGGGCUUUGCUACCGACACCAGAAUAGCAGGAACAAAUCACUACAUGGCACCGGAAUUACAGUAUGAAGUUACUACUUCUGCUGAUGUUUAUGCCUUUGGACUCGUUAUGUUGAUAACACUGACUGAUUUGCAACUUGUGGAUAAACGUCGAGCAGAUGAUGAUUUAUUUUUGCCCAGUUUUGUGAAAAAACGAAUUAAUGAUUCAGCAAGGCAUCAUGAGUUCAUGCCAAGCAUAUCUGACGCUCGAUUGAAGAUGAUUGAAUUGUCGUUGCUUUGUUCCCGUAUGGAUAAGACUGUUCGACCCCCAAUCAAAUUUGUGUAUGAAAAAUUGAGUGAACAACUUGAGGCCUGAUACUUUAAAUUACCAAGUGUUGAUAAAGCUGUGAAAUAAAAAAAAUAAUAUAGGCGAAUAAAUUUAAUAUUUUAUUUAUAGAAAAAAUUUAGGGGGAGUAGUAAAAAUUUAAUAAAAAUU